AUGAAUGAUACUCAAAAAUUCCUCAAGUUUUCUGAUUAUGUCUACAAUAUCAUUGAUAGAUGUCUCAUAGUCCAUAUUUUUAAGAAAAUAAUUCAGCAAGUGCCACCUUUCCUCCAGCAGCGGCCCCUUCAAAGGCUGAGCCAGCAGCAAAACCAACAACAGCACCACAAGUCCCAGCGGGUGCACCAGCAACAACGCAAGCACCAGCGGCCCCUGCGAAGACUGAGCCAGCAGCAAAACCAACAACAGCACCACAAGCCCCAGCGGGUGCACCAGCAACAACGCAAGCAGCAGCAACUACACCAGGAGCACCAGCAAAGCAAACAGCAGGGGCCCCAAGCUGCAAAGGACCAGAAACCAGAAGCACCUGAUUUAGAAGAACCACCCUCUGAGGAAACUGAACUAGCCAAAGAAGAAGCAGCUAAUGCCCUUAAAAUACAACUCAUAUGCAAUUUGUUAAAACAAUGCCCUCCAGGUGAAUUCAAGAAUGUUUUUGAAGACCUUCGCUUUCUGCUUUGUGAUGAUAAACUCAUAAAGGAAGAGGUUGCUCAGGUGUGUGCUAAUCAUUCCAAGAAACAUUUCACCACUGCAAACAUCAAAGGGGACUAUGUUCUGGUGACUCGCCAUAAUGACAUGGGAGGUGAUCGCUUCUUUGACCCACAGAUCAAGCUUUCCUUCACAUUCGAUUCCCUGAAUAGAAGAGCUGACAAGUUUCUGCUUUAUUGUAAUAUUAGGAGAGACAGGGCAGAAUUAUGGAGAGAAACCCUUAAUGAGAUCUUGGAAGCAUACAUGAAGAGGCAUUUCAUUUCAGGAGUUUGUCGGGUCUACAAAAAAACAAUUAGGAACAAACCAUUCCUUGUGGUCUGCAUGGAAAGCCACCAGAAUAAGAAAUCCUGGAACAUUCUCUGGAAAUCAGAAUGGAUAAUUGCAAUAACUCCACCUGUUUCAGAAGUCAGGGGGGACUUAAAAGUACAGCUGCAUUAUUUCAGAAAAGCUAAUCUUCACUGGACAGCCAGUAGUACAGCUGAAGGUUCCAUAUAUUUAAUUCAUCGGGACCAAUUUGCCUUGGAUUUUGAGAAAUUUAUUGAAGCUGAAGAUAACAAAUUUCAGAUGGAUCUGGUGAAAAGCCUCUACGAUUUGUCAAAUGAAACAUGGAGGGGCUUUCGGAGAAGGCUCCCAGUUACUCGCACUUCAAUCUCUUGGGAUAUACUGAUGAUGACUUAG
Molecule: messenger RNA, 1224 nt
Organism: Thamnophis elegans (Western terrestrial garter snake)
Lineage: Eukaryota; Metazoa; Chordata; Lepidosauria; Squamata; Natricidae
Gene: CAPZA3
Product: capping actin protein of muscle Z-line subunit alpha 3
Exons: 5
Coding region: 1-1224 (407 amino acids)
Biological process (GO): actin cytoskeleton organization; barbed-end actin filament capping
Cellular component (GO): actin cortical patch; F-actin capping protein complex
Molecular function (GO): actin filament binding
Source: RefSeq, a predicted model, not a curated record